Messenger RNA from Arctia plantaginis, 255 nucleotides. Lineage: Eukaryota; Metazoa; Arthropoda; Insecta; Lepidoptera; Erebidae. The record is from the annotation of a GenBank genome assembly.
AUGAACAAGCCGCUGUGCCAAGAAGACUUCAUGGCGAUGGAAGACCAACUGAAGAAUUGUGUUGAGGAUGAUAGAAAGUAUUGGAGAGUAAACAGCGUCAAGUGUGACGCCAUACACACAGCCAAGAGCUAUGAGGAGUUCGCGGAUCGCGUUGCUGCUGCUCAUCUGAGGCCUUUGGAGAAGAAAGAUUAUAAGAACCAGAGUGUUCGUGGAUGGAAUCAGUACGCGUCGAAAGAAAAGACUUGUGAUGAAUAA